CAAAUUGUAUUACACGAGUGCUACUGAUCAAUAUGUUUAGCGUUUUUACCAUAUUUGCCCUACUUACAGUUUUUGACAGAGGGUCUUGGGCAAGUAGUUAUACGUUUCCUGACAAUUUUUUGUUUGGGACGGCAACAUCAGCUUACCAAAUCGAGGGAGCAUGGAACGAAAGCGGAAAAGGUGAAAGCACCUGGGAUUGGCAUACUCAUAACCACCCAGAAUUGGUCGCUGAUGGAAGCAAUGGUGACAUAGCAUGCGAUUCUUACCACAAAUACGAAGAGGAUAUCGAACUUCUUAAGUAUUUAGGAGUAGAUUUUUAUAGAUUUUCUUUAUCAUGGUCAAGAAUCUUCCCAAGUGGACACCCUUAUAAUGUUAAUUACGAAGGCGUUAAUCACUACAACAAGAUCCUUAAUUUACUUGUGGCCAAUAACAUUAGCGCCAUGGUUACUCUAUUUCAUUGGGAUCUUCCACAAAGACUUAUGGAGUUAGGAGGAUUGACAAACCCUAGAUUUGUCACCUAUUAUACUGAAUACGCAAGAACGGCUUUUGAACAUUUCGGUGAUCGAGUUAAAUAUUGGUUAACUUUUAAUGAACCUUUUCAAACUUGUGUGUAUUCCUAUGGCGAUAAAAGAAUGGCUCCUGCUCUACAAAUGCCAGGAAUUGCCGACUAUCUCUGCGGCCAUAAUCUACUUAAAGCUCAUGCUGCUGUUUAUCAUUUAUAUAAUACAACAUACAAAUCAAAAUACAAAGGUAAAAUCGCUAUCUCGAUAAAUGCUGAGUGGCUUGAGCCAAAAAGCAUAGGCGAUGAGGCAGCUGCAGAAAGAGUACGCCAAUUUUGGUAUGGUAUGUACUUUCAUCCAAUUUUUUCAUCUGAAGGAGAUUAUCCUCAAGUUGUAAAAGAAAAUGUAGGGUAUCGUAGCUCUUUGGAAGGUUAUAAACGGUCGAGGCUUCCACAGUUCACCCAAGAUGAAAUUAAUUAUAUUAAGGGUACUGCUGAUUUUAUGGGUUUAAAUCACUACAGUACAUAUGUGGGCAGCGAUUCUGGAAAUACUAGUCUAGAAACUUCUUAUUACAACGAUUAUCAUGCCAACAUUUUAUCUACUAGUAAUUCGGCACGAAAUGAUUUAGUAGAGGUUGCUCCGUGGGGUUUCAGAAAAGUGUUGGUAUGGUUAAAAAAUACGUUUAAUGAUCCUGAGAUAUUUGUGACAGAAAAUGGAUAUUGCGAUCUUGGUGAUAUGGACGACAAACGGAGAAUUUCAUAUUAUGGCCAAUAUCUUGAAGCUCUCUUGGAAGCCAUUUAUAUUGAUAAUGUCACUGUUUUUGCCUACACAACCUGGAGUUUAAUGGAUAAUUAUGAAUGGAAUUUGGGAUAUACAUAUAAAUAUGGAAUAUAUUAUGUAAAUUUUUCUGAUCCCAACCGUCCUAGAAUUCCAAAAUCGUCAGCACAUUUCAUUAAAAACGUUUAUGGAAAUAGAACAGUAGUGAGCUACGACAAAAUUGAUUAAAGAUGAGUGUCUACUUGUUAAGGUUCAAAAAUUUCUGUAUAAGCACUAAUUUUUAUAAGAUGAAUAAAUAUGCAUGCGCUUCAUUUA
Messenger RNA from Agrilus planipennis (emerald ash borer), 1592 nucleotides. Its product is annotated as myrosinase 1-like. Lineage: Eukaryota; Metazoa; Arthropoda; Insecta; Coleoptera; Buprestidae. The transcript has 8 exons. The coding region runs from base 33 to 1505 and encodes 490 amino acids. Gene Ontology annotation, molecular function: beta-glucosidase activity. Gene Ontology annotation, biological process: carbohydrate metabolic process. The record is from RefSeq and is a predicted model, not a curated record.